GAUUUACAGUGUCGGCACAAGUGCGUCGCGUUGUGCGGUGCCCUCGUGUGUUUAUCGUGCUCGUAAAAACGUGAUUCAAAUUUAGAUGAGAAAUUACAAAGAAGGACGCGUUCUUUUGUCUCGAGCUUCCUGCGGUAAUAGUUGAAGGAAGAAACACCUGCCUUAAAUCUACAACAGCGAGACAUCGAUCCAAAAAAUAUUCCAACUAACACCGUCGGGAAAGUGAGUUUCUCCGCGAAUGGCAGCAAGACAAUGUAUCAUCGAUUUCUCAGACCUUCCUCGUGGCCGAGAGCACGAGCACGAGCACGAGCACGAGCACAACGAUCGAAGGCUGCAUUUAUUUGGGUCGUGGACACCGAUUUUGGAAAAUGUCGGAGCAUGAAGCGCGAUCUACGGAAAAUAAGGAAAGACAGGAAGAUAAGACGGAUCCGGGCGCUAGCAGGCACGGCAACUUCAUGAAUUAUUACCAAUUCCAUCCUGCGGAAGAGCGCGUGCGACAACUUCCGUGUGGCGUGUGGCACUCGACCCAUCCGGACCGGAAAUACGUAGGCCUAGACGUUGGCUGUAACGCGGGGGAUUUAACAUUCGUGUUGCACAACUUCCUCGAGAAAACCUUAUCUACCGAUCAAGAUCUACCGAAGGAGAUUUGUUUGCUCGGCAUAGACCUCGAUCCUAUCUUAAUCGAACGGGCACGGGAACGCAAUCCACGGCCGAAUCGUAUCGUUUUCGAGUGUCUCGAUUUUUUGAUCGAGGAUCGUAAUGGGAUACUGGACAAGUAUCUUCAUCGAUUGGAGAAGUCGCGCUUCGACGUCGUCUUCUGUUUCUCCGUUACGAUGUGGAUCCACCUGAAUCAUGGGGACAAAGGACUGAUGGAAUUUUUGCAAAAGGCUUGUUCGAUCACAAACAUGAUCGUGAUAGAACCUCAGCUUUGGAAAUGUUAUAGAAACGCGUCGAGAAGGCUCAGACGAUCAAAGGGUGAAGAUUUUCCAUUAUUGAAGACGUUGAAACUCACUGGCGAUCCAGCAGCGCAUAUUGAACGCAUAUUGACUGAAUUUUGCAAUUUUCGAAGAGUCACGGUUACCGAGAACAAUGAGUGGAAACGGAGGCUAUUAAUUUACGAAAGGAUGUGAGCUACCGCUUCCAAGAUGGACCGAACGACGAUUUUUUCUUAUGCGAAUGCGAUUGGAAAUAUUAAUGCGAUGGUUGAAAUAAUUUUUAAUAGCUUGAAGCGACUCGUGAUAAGUUGAUCGUCAUUGCACACACUCGUUCAUUCUCCCUCUCUCUCUCUCUCUCUCUCUCUCUCUCUCUCUCUCUCUCUCUCUCUGUCAUAGGUCUGGUAACUGUUUUUUUAAAUAUAUUUUAUUAUUAUAUCACGC
Molecule: messenger RNA, 1376 nt
Organism: Bombus pyrosoma
Lineage: Eukaryota; Metazoa; Arthropoda; Insecta; Hymenoptera; Apidae
Product: probable RNA methyltransferase CG11342
Exons: 4
Coding region: 369-1130 (253 amino acids)
Biological process (GO): miRNA metabolic process; negative regulation of pre-miRNA processing
Cellular component (GO): cytoplasm
Molecular function (GO): RNA methyltransferase activity; O-methyltransferase activity
Source: RefSeq, a predicted model, not a curated record